Ornithorhynchus anatinus (platypus) is the source of this 633-nucleotide messenger RNA. Its product is annotated as fatty acid-binding protein, adipocyte-like. The transcript has 5 exons. The coding region runs from base 1 to 564 and encodes 187 amino acids. Gene Ontology annotation, molecular function: fatty acid binding. Lineage: Eukaryota; Metazoa; Chordata; Mammalia; Monotremata; Ornithorhynchidae. The record is from RefSeq and is a predicted model, not a curated record. Gene Ontology annotation, biological process: fatty acid transport. Gene Ontology annotation, cellular component: nucleus; cytosol.
AUGUGUGAACCCUUCGUGGGAGCCUGGAAGCUGGUCUCCAGCGAGAAUUUUGACGCAUACAUGAAGGAGUUGGGCCUGCAGCUUAGAUUCUCCAAAAGUUCACGUUCAGCUGUUGCAGAACAGGUGGGAAGAAGCCAUCAGGUCUCCUUUGGGGAGGGAGAUGCUCAGCUCUGGGUCAAGCUGCCGGGAGUGGCCAUGUUGAUUGGGAAAUUAGUUCCACUCUACAUGAAUGCCCAGGGCGUGGAUCUGGCCACCAGGCGGCUGGGCGGGUCAGCAAAGCCCACUGUUCACAUCAGCUGCGACGGGGACGUGAUCACCAUCGAGACCAAGAGCGCCGCCGCCAGCAGCGCCAUCUCCUUCCGGCUGGGCCAGCCGUUUGAUGAGACCACAGCUGACAACAGGAAAGUCAAGAGCCUCAUCACCUUGGAGGGCGGAGCCCUGGUCCACAUGCAGAAAUGGGAUGGCAAAGAGACCACCAUAAGACGACAGGUCGUGGGGGACACCCUGAGAGUGGUGUGCACCAUGAACGCUGUGGUCAGCACCAGGGUCUACGAGAGGGUUUGAGGGUACCCGGCCGGGCCGGACAGGAUCUCCCGCUUCCUGAAGACCACGAGCCACGGGGCGAAGACAAAG